Messenger RNA from Hyaena hyaena (striped hyena), 1512 nucleotides. RefSeq names its product MAD2L1 binding protein (gene MAD2L1BP). Gene Ontology annotation, cellular component: nucleus. The record is from RefSeq and is a predicted model, not a curated record. Bases 222 to 1067 code for a protein of 281 amino acids. The transcript is spliced from 2 exons. Lineage: Eukaryota; Metazoa; Chordata; Mammalia; Carnivora; Hyaenidae. Gene Ontology annotation, biological process: regulation of exit from mitosis.
GACCCCGCUUGAUUACACUUACUGUAAACUAUUUUCCCCAGAUCAGGGAUUCCACUUUCUGGAGGCCUGGUCACGGUGUCUGAAAUUCUCCCUUCCCCUAGCUCCCAUCUGUCGUCACUUAAAUCCCCUUAGGCGUCUGGGGUCGGGAAUCUCCUCGUAGCGACCCGCCCAGAAGUUUGCGGAGGGAAUGUGUCGGGCUUUCCCCGCCGCUGUCCAAGGGAAUGAGAAGACUGACUUUGGCUUUUAAGGUUUUCAAGUGUCUGUUUUGUCCCUCUGCCCACCUCCUAGAGUUGGAAUGGUAUGAGAAGUCAGAGGAAACCCACGCCCCCCACGUAGAACUACUUGAGACUGCCUCCGCUCAAGAACCUUCCAUCCCUUCGGAGCCCUUUCGCCCCAGAGACUGCAUGGUGCCAGUGGUGUUUCCCGGGCCUGUGAGCCAGGAAGGCUGCUGUCGGUUUACUUGUGAACUUCUAAAGCAUAUCAUGUACCAACGCCAACAACUGCCUCUGCCCUAUGAGCAGCUUAAACACUUCUACCGAAAACCUUCUCCCCAGGCAGAGGAGGUGAUGAAGAAGAAACCUCGGUCCGCUGUUGAGGUGAGCAGCAGGAAAUGCCAACAAGCCCUGGCAGAACUGGAGAGUGUCCUCAGCCACCUAGAGGGUCUCUUUGCCCGGACACUAGUACCCCGAGUGCUGAUCCUCCUUGGCGGCAAUGCCCUAAGUCCCAAGGAGUUCUACGAGCUUGACUUGUCCCGCUUGGCCCCCAACAGCAUGGACCAGAGCCUGAGCACAGCAGCUUGUUUGCGCCGUCUCUUCCGAGCCAUUUUCAUGGCCGAUGCCUUCAGUGAGCUACAGGCUCCUCCACUCAUGGGCACCAUUGUCAUGGCACAGGGGCACCGUGACUGUGGAGAAGACUGGUUUCGACCCAAGCUCAGCUACCGAGUGCCUACCCGGGGCCACAAACUGACUGUGACCCUAUCCUGUGGCAGACCCUCUAUCCCAGCCACGGCCUGGGAAGAUUACAUCUGGUUCCAGGCACCAGUGACACUUAAAGGCUUCCAUGAGUGAAUGGGGGUGCUGCUUAAUCGUGAGCACAAUGGCUUCAAUUACCUUUCCCCCUGUGGCACCAGGUCACCCAUCUGUUGCUUAGAGCUAGAGUGCCUUCCUGGUGAGAGGAAUGUUCUGUUCUUGGGCUGCCUGCCUCCUCUCCUCAGACUUCCUGGUGGGCUGAUUGUAUGGCUGUGGCUGUCAUUUUUAUCAUUGAGUGACAUCUCUUUGAAUCAAAGGUUGGUUUUCCCAGAAGGUGCUGGGUGAGGCAUUUCUGUUCAGGGAUGGAAAACAAAUAUGAGUCCAUAGACAAACACUCUUAUGGAAGUGGCCCUUUUAAACUUUUUGCUGUGGUCUUUCAGAAUUUGUACUAGGGACAUAAUGAAGUUAAAUGUAAAAAUGAAUGGAUCCAUAUUAAAUUAUCCUGAAACUCUUGUUUUAAAGAUUUCCAGGGUUAAGACGAAAA